UUAGGGGUUUUUCCCUUUGAGUCCAAAAGUCAUAACAUGAUGUUUAAUGCAUUAAUGGUUGGACUAGCAAAGCGCAACCACCAAGUUGAUGUUAUCACGCACUUUCCGGCAAAAAAUCCACCACCAAACUUCAAACUGCUAAUAAAACUCAAUGGAACGUUUGACAAAGUUUCCAUCAACUCAGUUGUAGACAGAGAUCUAACUGCACACAUAGCCGAUUUACGUGGCAAUAAGAUGUGUGAACUGCUGGGUAUAGAAGAAAUACAGAAACUUAUCAAAAAUCCACCUCACGAUCCUCCUUAUGAUCUCCUGGUUACAGAGGUAUUCGGUGCCAAUUGCUUCUUAGGUCUUGGAUAUGUGCUCAACGUGCCAGUGGUUGCAGUAACUACAUCAGUUGAAUAUCCAUGGGUCGCUGACUUCAAUGGGAAUCACGACAACCUGGCUGUCGUGCCUAGUUAUUACACAACGAAUUUCGACAAAUUUAAAUUUUCGCAUCGUUUGUUUAAUUUCUUGAUGAGGAAAUAUUUAAGCCCAGACAUACCAAAUAUUCGCGAAGUUGAAAAGAGCAUCGCAUUACUUAUAGUCAACAGAAGUCCACUGAUUGAUGGCCCAAAGCCCGUGACUCCUUCAAUGAUCGAAGUAAGCGGACUACAUUUGGAAGAAAAUGAAAUACCACCAAUAACUCCCGAAUUGCAGAAAUGGUUAAAUGAAAGCGAAGAUGGUGUAGUUUGUUUUUCGUUUGGAUCGAUGGUAUUGAUCGAAACGUUACCGUUAAACUCCAUUAAAGCGCUUUUUGAAUCGUUUAAAAAAAUAUCACCAGUUCGAAUACUCAUGAAAAUUGUCGAUGAGUCAAAAUUACCACCUGGAUUACCGGAAAACGUGAAAACUCUUCCUUUGAUACCUCAACAAGCGGUCUUAGCUCACAAAAACGUUCGUAUUUUCCUUACACACGGAGGACUUAUGGGCUGUCAAGAAGCCUUAUAUUUUGGGGUUCCAAUGAUUGGUGUGCCGCUCUUUAGCGAUCAGCCACAAAAUUUAGAUAAAUUUGUAGCCAUGAAUAUGGCGAUUAAAAUUAAUUACAACAACUUGACAACGACAUCGCUGGAUGAAGCUUUAAACGCAGUAUUGUACGACCCCAAGUAUAGAGAGAACGCAAAGUAUUACGCAAAAGUUUUCAAGGACCGGCCAAUGAAGUCGAUGGAUAUGGCAACGUUUUGGAUAGAAUAUGUCAUUCGAAACGGAAACAUUAUGAAAUCACCAGCCCUCGAGCUAUCCUGGUGGCAACUGACUCUGCUCGACGUUUAUGGAUUUCUAUUAACGUGCCUAGCAAUAGCUUUUACUGUUUUGUAUCGCGUGACCCGUAGGUUAAUGAAGAAAGUUCCAGUUUUAUUGGCACAAUGGUCCUAA
Molecule: messenger RNA, 1407 nt
Organism: Copidosoma floridanum
Lineage: Eukaryota; Metazoa; Arthropoda; Insecta; Hymenoptera; Encyrtidae
Product: UDP-glucosyltransferase 2-like
Molecular function (GO): UDP-glycosyltransferase activity
Source: RefSeq, a predicted model, not a curated record